This is a messenger RNA of Medioppia subpectinata, 486 nucleotides long. The record is from the annotation of a GenBank genome assembly. Lineage: Eukaryota; Metazoa; Arthropoda; Arachnida; Sarcoptiformes; Oppiidae.
AUGAAUGUGCUACUAUACGCUGCGCUUGUAUGCGCACAGUUAGCGCUGUCCGUAUGUAAGCCCCGAGUGAUUUGUUAUUAUCCCGACUAUCGGUUGGGACAGUUGCCGCCCGAAAACAUAGAUCCAACCCUUUGUACACACAUAUUAUUUUCAUUUCACAAAUUGGACCAGGGUAAAAAUGUGAUUGUCGACAGCACCGGCAGCGCACGACCCGAUAUAUACCGACGCCUUACGGCACUUAAGGGCCGCAACCCUGAGCUCAAAGUGAUUGUGGCGGCAGGUGGUGGUGGAGCCCCCGACGCACCAUGGUCGAAUAUGAUCAGCAAUCCUAGUCUGAGAGCGGCGUUUGUCACCAAUACUGUCGCCUAUUUAAAGCAAUACGGUUUCGAUGGUCUGGACCUCGACUGGGAGUUCCCGGUCUGUUGGGGCGGAGACUGUAAUAAAGGACCCGCGUCUGAUAAACCUAAUUUUGGCAAACUUGUCACG